GAAAAAAAAACCAACCACGACUGAGUCUGUUCCUUCAGGGGAUGCUGGGUUUUCCCAUGGACUGACUCAAACUGGAAACUUCUUCGGUAGCAGCAGCAGCGGCGGCAGCAGCAGCAGCAGCAGCUAUCUAGGUCAGGGCUGCUCGCAGCCGCUGGUGCUCCUCGCCGCACCCGGCGGCCCCGGCCACAGCGGGCGGCAGCGGGGCCACGCCAGCCCUGCCGGCCCCCGGCCCGGGUCCUGAGGACUGGGGAGCCCACGAGGUGUGUGUGUGUCCUUUGUAAGUUGCUUUAGGUUGCAGGAGGCUGGCAGGCAGCUGGGGGCCGUCAAGGUCUCUUUCUGGGUCAGGUAACGAAAGGGCACUGGAAAUUGGACCCGCUUUUACAAACACUUGAACAGCGCUCGCAGCAAACAGGGCAGCUCGUACCCACACCCGAGGUAACACGGGGAGGACUACGAGAACGUUAGCUGUGCUCAGCAGGCUGGUUUGGGUUGAAUACUGCUAUUUUGACGCUUUCACCGCGGACUCCGUCGUGCCCCACUUCUGACACAGACUGUGCGCGGCUCUUUGUCUCGUUGCUGCCCCAGGAGGAGCGCCACAGAGGCGAGGGGGUUCGGCAGCAGCGGAGCCCGGCCGUGCUCCCGGCGGGCGCAGCUCUCGGAGACCCCCGCCGCCACCUCCCCUCGCGCCCCGGCCCCUGCCCCAGCCGUGGCUCCCCCGGGGCAGGCGGCUGCGCCGGGACGGGCGGCACGUGCCCGGCCGGGAGGAAGGCGAAGAACUCGCUGAAACUAUGCCACGCACGGACGGCGGCUGCAGCCCAGGCCAUGGCGGGGGCCGGCAAGGCUUUGGCGCUCCACGUCCUGCUCUGCUUCCUCUGCAGAGGUAAGUGGCUGCUUGGCAUGGCACGGCACGGCACGGCACGGCAUGGCACGGCAUGGCACGGCAUGGCAUGGCAUGGCAAAGCACGGCAUGGCAUGGCGCAGCGCAGCAUGGCACAACAUAGCACGGCAUGGCACAACACAGCAUGGCAUGACAUGGUGCAGCGUGGCACGGCACGGCACGGCAUGGCACGGCACGGCACCCGCCCCGCAGACUGCUGGAGCGCACUCCCCAGCCCUGCUCGGGAUCAGACCCGGGGCGGGAAUGUUGCAGCACGGCCCCCAUGGCUUUGGGGAGCGCUCCACCAGCACCACCUUCUCCCACGCCCCUGCACCACCUGCAGCCCUCUGCUUCCUGCUGCCGUCCUCUCCCGGGGGCUUGCCCGGCCUCGCUGAGCUGCCCAGGGGGUUUCAGCAGCCCCGAGCACCCCGCGAGCUGCUGCUGUUGACGUGUGCUCCUGCCUCCGUGCUGCAUGAGCUCCGGGCGCAGCUGCGCCCUUUCCAGGAAAGCCAGAUCGAGCCGAUACCAUUCGAGCAGCGGCUUUAUCAGGGCUGCUGCAGGGCCCCGAUCUGAUAGCAAAGGGCAGCGCACGCCUCCCAUCUAGGGGCUGCCGUAAUCUCAGGGGAUCAGAGAUAGCAAGCAGGCGCGUUAUUUCCCUGCAGUCAUUUGAGCGUUAGAGCAGAACGUAAAAUUGGUGAAAGUAGCUGUUUCCGAGCUGAGUGGGUGAGUCACCGGCUGCCUGCUGGAGGCAGGGGGAUUUACCCCGUGCCUGGGGGGCGUGGGGGGGCCGGGGGGACCCCUCCGGAGGCACUCGCCGCCGGUGCCGUGUUUGAAGCCGCGGGCGCUGCGCAGGUGUUGCCCGAAUCAAGUGCCUGGGCAGCGUGUGGAUCGAGCCCGCCCUGGAGGUGCUGAUGGGCUCCAACAUCUCCAUCAACUGCCUCUCCACCAUCGGCUGCUCGAGGUCCAACCUCUCCAUCCAGCUCAACAGCACGGCCCGUAACGAGACCCUGCGCUCCCUCAACAGCAGCGCGGCCCAGCUGCAGCUGCACGACUUCAGGCUGCCCUACAGCACCGUCCUCUGCUUCGACCACUGCCGCAGCAGAGAACGGAAAGCUCUGGUCUGCGGGACGGAGGUCUGGGCCGGCUACCCCCCCGGAGACCCCCGGCAACCUGACCUGCACCAUCGGGGAGCGCUCGGGGAGCCUGGCGUGCACGUGGGACGCGGGGCGGCCGACCCACCUGCGCACCGACUACCGCCUCCACCUGAACAGCACGCAGACGGCAGAGGAGGAAGUGUUCCCCGCGGGCUCGCCGGUGCCCCUGAGCGCGCUGCGCGGCGGCAGCCGCUACUCGGCGUGGGUGCAGGCCAGGAACGCGCUGGGCGCUGCCCGCUCAGCCCCGCGGCACCUCGACCUGCGGGAGCUCGUGGUGCCCUCCCUGCCCUUGGCCGAGGGCGCGGAGACGACGCUGGCCUCGCCUCCCAUCACCACCGUCCGCUGGAGGCAGCAGACGCAGCUGGAGAACGUGCACUGCGAGGAGCGGCACAAGGCGGAGGACGCCCCAAUGUGGCAUGUGAGACGGCGCCAGCCCCCCCAAAUUUCCCCCACUGCAGACCCGUGGGACGGGGCCCGGUGGGGACCCCCCGGUGCCAGCCCCCCCGGGGCUCCCCAGCGCCUCCAGCAGCCGGCCUUCCCGGCAGCGUUAUCUCUGCAUUUAAGCAAAAGGACAAAACUCAAAAUAUUUCCUAAUGUUAUCUAGCUCUGCAAGGACAAGGCGGAAAAAAGCCACAGAGGGUGCUCAGCGUACGCCCGCUUAAUCUGUCUCCGUCUCUCUCGCAGACACAACUGUACCCGGGCAGGCUGCUCGGGGGUCCUGUUUGGAAACCUACUCAGGCUGAGGACCAGAUCCCAGCGCUCUCCAGAGCUCCAAAACGGGCACUGGCCUGGUGCCACUGGCACGGGGCUCUGCACAGCUCUGGGUUAAACCUUUUUUUUUUUUUUUUCUCCCAAUCUUUGUGCUCCCAAGUGAUGCGGGGCAGUCAGGACAAGCCCGUCCGUCACACCACGCGUGGGCACCCUGCUGCCUGCCCACCGGCUGCGCUCACCCCAUGCCCAUGGGUUCAGCAGCCCCGUGUGCUCGGGGGGCCGUGGGGUCCCCAUCCAUGCAGACGGGGAAGGUGCUGGGCCCCGCUCCGCCCUAGCACCCGGCUUCCCUUGCAGGUGGAGGCGUGGGACAGCACGGCGCGUGCCGGGCACCCCCUGCAGAGUGACACCCGCUACGUGUUCCAGGCCCGGUGCCGGCUCAGCCCCGCCGGCAGCCCCUGGAGCGCCUGGAGCCCCCCCUUCGUGUACACCACCCCCGAGGCCGCCCCCGCGGCAGCGCCCGACGUCUGGCGGCGCCUGGGCCCGGCGUUCCCGAACGGCAGCCACGAGGUGACAGUCUUGAUCAAGCCACUGCCGCCCCGUGCUGCCCGCGGCAGGAUCCUGGGCUACGCCGUGGCGGCGGGAUCAGCGCAGCCCCUCUGCAACACCUCCAGCAACUCCUGCAGCGUCCUGGUGCCCCCGGGGGUGCGCGUCCUCCACGUCACCGCUCACAACUCCCGGGGGGCGUCCAGCCCGGCCAACGUGACGCUCGGCCGGGAGGCCGGCCAGCAAGCCUUCCCGGCGCCGGCGGCGGUGGAGGUGCGGCGCCAGAACCAGAGCAGCGUCUCCGUGGCCUGGCAGCCCCCACGCGGCAGCAGGAGCCCCCCGCUCUGGUUCAUCGUGGAGUGGGUUUCUACAGCUCCGUAUAGCAAGGAGGAACGCUUCUUCUGGAAGAAAGUCCCGUACCAAGACACGCUCACGUACAUCCAAGAAGACACAGCAGCGGCAAGCCACAUCAACGUGUCGGUUUAUGCAGUCUACCCAGACGGAGUGAGCAAACCAACCUCUGGCCAAGUCUCCUCGGAGGAACGGAUCCCAGACUUCAGCUACGACGAGACUUCCCACGAUGAUGACACUGGAGUUUUCCUGGGAAUGGGUGUCAGUGUGAUCAUAUCGUCAGUUGUUCUUGCAAUUCUGAUGUUUAAAAAAUCAGCUAGAAUAAGAAUUAAAGCAACAGCUGCAUCACUCUUACCAAAAUGGCUACUUGAAGAUUUUCCCCACAUGGAAAACAGCAAUGUGAUAAAGUCACUCCAGGAGAAGAGUGAAUUCACAAGCAACAGUUCCUAUGAGCCGUUCCUGGAUGACAGCGAUCCCACAGUCAUGGAAAUAGAGGAGGUGUCAGUGCAUGAGAAAUACAAGAUUGUGGACAUCAAAAAGAAACCCAGCACAGCGGUCCCCGAGAACGUGGUGCACCCACAGAGCUCAGCACCGGCCGUCAGCGCCGCACCUGAGCACGUCAGUGACUACAAGCCUCAGAUUUCCGACGGGAACCCUCUGGAUACGUAGCUGCCAAUAUUUACCAAGCACAGUCCCAAACACCGACUCCAGAACCGGAGACGACCUUUUUCUUCAGAGACUACACCAGCCCUGUUAGCUACCUGUGGAACGCCGAAGGAGCGGGGCACAACGUCUGUCUGCUGGAAAAGAUCAACCUAAUUUUAAACAACAACAGAAGUGGGCAAAACUAUGCGUUCAGCUCAGCGCAGGAGGAACAAAACACCCUUUUGGAAAGUCAGUGGGGAAAAACACUGUCGAGUGAAAACGUUCAAGAACAGACACUGGUCCCAGAUGAGCUGGUCUCUUGCUUAAGAGCAAUGAAUGAAGAACCUGUGGAUAUACAGACCUGUUUGCAGCAACGCAUUGGAAGGUUAUUUUGAGCAAAGUUAUAACUGGGAUUAAAAAAAAAAAAAAAAAAACACAAAAUUAUGAGCGGAUGAUCAUGGCACAUGUCUGCCUUUGGGAUUACAAACAUCAGAAGUGGAACAAAGCUCCAAAUCCAAAACUCGCUCCCUUAGCUGACUGUAAAUAGUUUUGGAUGCACGGAUCACCUUGGCCAGUAAAUCAUCAUUUUACACUUACCUCAUAUUUUUACAAGCAUAGCAAUGCAUAAAUGCAGGGGUUCCUGUAAGAACUGAACUACAAGACAGGUGAUUUUUACAGGAUACAAUAUGCUACAAUUAGUAUUCUAAGUCACUCUCGUGUUAAAUACUUGGAACAUUCAAUACCGGGAGCUGAUAUCUAUUAAGAUGGAUAAAACGGUCCCUUAGACAUUCUGACUGAAUUGUGUAAAAUACCUUGGGAUCACUCAUAAUGAGGAGACACUACACUGAGGAGGAUUUAUCUAUCAUGCAGCAGCCAUGGCUACCAUAUGAAAUCUUUUCUGUUUGACAGGAUAACUCAAUUUCAUUUUCCCUUCCAUUCAAUAAUAAAAAAUGCAUCAGAUAAGAACAAGCCUUCAUCAACUUGGCCUACCAGCCGGAUUUAAAAGCUCUCUCUCUAAGUUUGUCACUGGACAGAUUCUUCGUUUUGGGUGAAGGAUUUAUCGUCUCACAUCAGUUUGUCAGGGGUUCAGCUUUGCUGUUCUGCAUGAAGCAGAACACAGCACAGAGAAAUGGCAUUUACUAGGCAUGUAACAGGAAAUUCGGAUAUCCUGAAAUACAGAAAAUGAAAAAUGGGAGCCCCCUUCCUGCUGAGGGGUCUUGGAACCAUUCUAAGUUUGCCCAGGACUUCAGAGGUGGUUUUGCAAGAUGUUCCUAAAGCAAGCAGAAACUGCCUGGAAAUGGGAGACGCUGGAUUUUGUAUCUAGCCCUUACUUGACUGAGCACCCCAGCCUUUUCCAGGAAACACUUUAAAUGCUUUUGAGGAAUACAGGCACAAAGGAAGUUUACUACACCCUGUAAAACACUGAGCGUUCAGUGAGCAAUGCGUAGAACAAACCUCCGUAAGGUUUGUUCUCUCGGCCUUUUCUCCUACCUUCUGCAUUACUGCUUCUGUUCUGGAGCUGCCCCAGGGGGAGGUGAAGCUGCGUGGGGUUGGGCUGGGAGGGCUGUGAACGCCCCGCAGCCGCUGCCCUGUGGCAGCACUGGAAGCGCUCAGCGUGGAGCAGCAGGAGAGGGCCCUUUGCUGCCUGCCUCCUUCACUGCUCUGCCAGGGCAGUGCUGGCCCACGAGCAGGACCCUCAGGUGCCACAGCAAUGCUAAAAAAACGUAUUUUUGGUGCCCCGAGAGUUGUAACGCCCCAGAGCAUAGUCACACUGCUGUUUUACCUUUGAGCAUGGCCAGCCAGCAGCACGGUGCACAGGAGGGAACGAUCCUCGCUGCCUUGGCCAGCUCGGGGCAGCUCCCUCACGAGCCCCUCGACCUCCGCAGGCCACCAAAGCCGUGCUCUGCAGCUCAGCUGUGCACAUUUUGGGGCUGUAUAAAGCAUGGCAUGGAAGCUCUGUAAAAGCUACUGUCUGCGAGAGCUGGCUGUGGGCAUCCCAGAGCCCCCGCUGCAGGCUGGGUGCUUAAAAACACCCGUGGGUGCCCCGCAGAGCAGCGUAUGGACAGCUCUGCGUGAUCAUGGGCUACCUGUCGCACCUGCACGUAGGUCUGAGUCUCCGUUCACAAGCAGUAGCACCGAGGAGCCUCUGAACUAUGUAGCCGUACGUGUGAUUUCUGUUCACUGGGGAGUCUGCGCAAUUGACGGUUCUGGGUAGCUCAGCUGGCUACGCACGUCGCAGCAAAUAUAUGCAGGGGAUGUAUCUUGUAAGGCUGAUGGCAACAUCAUCACAAUAAAAGGAAAAA
Molecule: messenger RNA, 6584 nt
Organism: Cygnus olor (mute swan)
Lineage: Eukaryota; Metazoa; Chordata; Aves; Anseriformes; Anatidae
Gene: IL23R
Product: interleukin 23 receptor
Exons: 14
Coding region: 2905-4305 (466 amino acids)
Cellular component (GO): membrane
Molecular function (GO): protein binding; cytokine receptor activity
Source: RefSeq, a predicted model, not a curated record